This is a messenger RNA of Dissoconium aciculare CBS 342.82, 1617 nucleotides long. Its product is annotated as peptidase M24. The coding region runs from base 109 to 1569 and encodes 486 amino acids. Gene Ontology annotation, molecular function: metalloaminopeptidase activity; manganese ion binding. Gene Ontology annotation, cellular component: mitochondrion. NCBI's taxonomy places the organism in Eukaryota, Fungi, Ascomycota, Dothideomycetes, Mycosphaerellales, Dissoconiaceae. The transcript has 4 exons. The record is from RefSeq and is a predicted model, not a curated record.
GCGAAACGGGCAAUGCGGAGGCGGGAGCGCUUGUCAAAAGUCACGGAAUUAUUCACCCACUACUGGAUCAGGCCCGGGACGUUCUAGGUGUCGCAUGCUCACAGAGCCAUGACGACGCAUCUGGCGCCGGCAUUGCGCUCAGUAUGUCGACGGACAUUCAGAAACUCGACACGGUCGUUUUGGGGUGAUGCACGCAAAAGUGCAUCUGUUCGUGCUGCAGACGUGCAGUUCGGGCAGCCGGUGCACGAGACCCAUCCACAUAUCCUCAAGCCCGGCGAGCUGACACCCGGUAUCAGCGCUCUCGAGUAUCAUCACCGCAGAGCAGCUCUUGCAAAGCAACUCCCACAGAACAGCAUCGCCGUGCUCGCAGCAGCCGACUUGAAAUAUCGAUCAGGCAGCGUUUUCUAUGAGUUCCACCAAGACCCAUACUUCCUUUAUUUGACCGGUUUCAAUGAACCCGAAGCCGUGGCCGUCAUUGAGAAAGGACAGUCGGAUGUAGAGUACACAUUCCAUCUAUUCGUUCGACCCAAGGAUGAGAAGGCAGAGAAAUGGGACGGUGCAAGAUCAGGCGUGCAGGCAGCACAGGACGUGUUCAACGCGGACGAGGCAGGCGACAUUGGGAACAUCGCCAACACAUUGCCAGCCAUCCUAGCAGGGGCUAGCGAGGUAUAUACUGAUAUCGGCUCGACGCGGCCCCGGAGCGCUUUCGAACGUUUCGUCAUCGGCUCGACCAAAGUUGACGGUUUAGCCCAAGCCUUGAAGAGUUCGAGCGUGCGGCGACUGCGACCUCUCAUUAAUGAGCUUCGAGUCAACAAGAGCCCUGCGGAACUGGACUGUAUGCGCCGAGCUAGUGAUAUAUCCGGAAUUGUCAUGACACAAGCUAUGCGAGGGACCCACACGAGCGAGAAACAACUCUGGGCAGAUCUGUCCUACGGAUAUCGAAGCCAGGGUCUGGAUGGAGAGGCAUACGUGCCUGUAAUUGCUGGCGGUAAAAACGCCCUGGCUAUACAUUAUGUUCGCAAUGACGAAUUGUUACAUGAUGGCGAAAUGGUUCUGGUUGAUGCGGGUGGAGAGUACGGCGGAUACAUAUCGGACAUCACUCGAUCAUGGCCGGUCAAUGGUCGCUUUACCGACGCUCAACGAGACAUGUACAACAUGAUCUUGUCGGUGCAAAAAAGCUGUAUUAGCCUCUGUCGGGAGGACUCAAAUAUGUCGCUCGAUAAACUCCACCAGAUUUGUGAGAACGGCCUCCGCGAUGGCCUCAAGGCGCUCGGAUUCCCGAAAGGCCACGAAGUUCUGGACAAGCUGUUUCCGCAUCACGUGGGUCACUACAUUGGCCUUGACGUGCACGACGCACCCGGACAUUCUCGGACCGAGCUCUUGAUGCAGAAUCAGUGCAUCACCAUAGAACCGGGGAUCUAUGUCCCGGACGAAGACCGUUGGCCUGAGCAUUUCAGAGGGCUCGGGAUCCGUAUUGAGGAUUCGGUCGUGAUCGGAAAGGAAGAAGUCGAAGUCUUGACGAAGCUAGCCGUCAAGGAAGUUGACGAGAUAGAGUCUUUGCGAGCGUGAUACCAAUUGUACUUCUAAUCUGUAUCUUUACAACAGUCUUAUCCAACA